GACCGAGCAAGCUCGCCGGGAAACACCACGCCUCCGCCGUGAAAAGCCUCCGAGAUGGCCGAGAAGAGCAGAGUCCUGGUGAUCGGAGGCACCGGAUACAUCGGAAAGUUCAUCGUGGAAGCGAGCGCUAAGUCCGGUCACCCUACCUUUGCUCUCGCGAGGGAAUCCACUCUCUCCAGCCCCGCCAAGGCCAAAAUCGUCGAAGGUUUCAAGAGCUUAGGCUUCAAUCUAGUCGAGGGAGACAUGUACGAUCGAGAGAGUCUGCUGAAUGCAAUCAAGCAGGUCGAUGUGGUGGUCUCUGCUGUCGGGACAGAACAACUAGAGGACCAAGACAAGAUUGUUGCCGCCAUUAAAGCAGCCGGGAAUGUCAAGAGAUUUUUGCCUUCAGAGUUUGGAAAUGAUGCGUAUCGUGUCCAUGCUGUGGAGCCAGCAAAAGCUAUGUUUGCUAUCAAGGCCAAGAUCCGCCGCCUUGUUGAGGAUGAGGGAAUCCCUUAUACCUAUGUGUCUUUUAACUCUUUUGCAGGUUGCUUCCUUCUAACAUUGGCACAGCCCGGGGCUACAGCUCCCCCUAGAGAUGAAGUUGUCAUCUUAGGGGAUGGAAAUACAAAAGCGGUGUUUAACAAGGAGGAUGACAUCGGCACCUAUACCAUCAAAGCUGUGGAUGAUCCUAGGACUUUGAACAAAACUCUGUACAUCAAACCUCCCGCCAACACCUACUCGAUUAAUGAUCUCGUGUCUUUGUGGGAGAGAAAGAUCGGCAAGACCCUGGAGAGGGUUUAUGUUCCAGAGGAGCAAGUUCUGAAGAACAUUCAAGAGGCGGCAUUUCCACUCAAUUUGAUGUUGGCAAUAUCCCAUUCCGUUUUCGUGAAAGGAGACCAAACCGGCGUCGAGAUUGAGCCAUCAUUCGGAGUGGAAGCUUCAGAGCUCUACCCCGAUGUCAAAUACACCACCGUGGAUCAAUAUCUUGAUCAGAUCGUCUGA
This is a messenger RNA of Syzygium oleosum, 981 nucleotides long. RefSeq names its product phenylcoumaran benzylic ether reductase Pyrc5-like. The transcript has 5 exons. The record is from RefSeq and is a predicted model, not a curated record. Bases 55 to 981 code for a protein of 308 amino acids. Gene Ontology annotation, molecular function: oxidoreductase activity. NCBI's taxonomy places the organism in Eukaryota, Viridiplantae, Streptophyta, Magnoliopsida, Myrtales, Myrtaceae.